ACAGACCUCAGGUAGGAGCCACAUUACUGCAUAGACUACUUAAUCCCUCAGGGAUGAGACGGUAUUGGUAAUCUGACAAACUAAACUAAGUUUAACUUGCUUGAACGUCUCUUGUUAACACUAAGUAGUUAAAAUGUUACCAGAUGUGACAUAAAGCCCACUAAAUAGGUUCAUUUUUGAAAAUGCAGAUCAAAGGCUCUUGUUUUAUUAAGUGGGUUUAUAUCGACCUUUGAUUAUUCCACUAUAUGUGUUCUUACUAGGGCUGUGAGUUUAUCAACAAAUCAAGUUUGAACAAAUUUAAAAUUACCUGUAAUUCGUUCGAAUAAAUUUGAACACCCCAACAAAACAUUGCAAUGCAUAACCAGCGAUAUAGUACAAUAUUCUAGAGCCAAACCCAUACCAAUUUAUGUUGUCAACCUAAAACCACCAGUUUUUUUUCCUUCAUAUAGUGCAUAGGGUCUAAGAUUUGAUACAUUGGUCAAAGAGUGCUCACUCACAUGCACACAUGCUUUUUGUGUUUUAGCUGUUAUCUGGUCCUGUGGAUACAUCUCCAAUGGAAGAUAAGAUCAACUGCAACAGCAGCAGUCCAGGGGCAAAUACCAGCCACUUUUCAUCUUUCAAUUGUCGAAUGGCAAAACUGAGAAGGCACCAUGAGGAAUGCUUCAAUCGACAUAAAAUUGCAGAGGAGCAGCGAAAUGCUAAAGAUAGACAACAUACCACGAUUCUGUUAAAGCGUGCACGGCAGGCUCAGAAACCGGCAGAACUGGAUGCUCUUCUGACUUCACAAUCUCCCUUGGAUGAUGCCAUUGAGGAGGAGCAUGAUGGUAUUCAAACACUAGCCUCAUCAGACUCUUCAUCGACGGAUGAAUCAACAAUGGCCAGUGAUCUAGUGGACAGUGGAGAGCCAGCAGCAGCAACAACAAAGGCCCCUAGGUAUAAGGAAAAAUCCCCUGAUUCAUCCGAUAACACAGACUAUAAUGACUCAGACUACGCUCCGGACUCUGAAGGAAGUUCCUCUGAGCUUGAUGAGGACAUAGAACUCCAUCCAGUUGCAAAAAAGCCUCUGCUGUCUCUACGAUAUCCCCUUUUAUCUUCAACAAGCCAAGCCAUUGAUUCUGAAACUCCCGUAAAAAAACCCACCACAGACAGCCCUAAGAAAAGGAACUCCAACACUCCAAGGAAGAGAAAGAGGUCAUCUCCUCAUUCGGAGAAGAGCAACUCGAACACUCCAAAGAAAAGCAGAAUCCAACAUCUUUCGGACUCAAUCAAAGUAUUCCCUCCCUCAAAGUCUCAAAGUCGUCGAGUAUAUAACAAAAGACACUACUGUCUCUAUUGCCUCAAGCCUUUUUCAAAAAUUGCACGACACCUGGAAGCUGUGCACGGAAAUGUAGAAGAGGUUGCCAGAGCAUUUCUAUAUCCGAAGAACUCAAAAGAGAGACGCAAUGCGUUAAAUAUUCUGAGACGGCGUGGAAACUUUGCCUAUAAUGCUUGUGUUGUAAGUAAGGGAGCUGGAGAGCUCCAGGCCUGCUACAGACCUCGAAAAGCUAGAUCUGCUUUUGAUUUUAUUCAUUGUUUUCAUUGUCAAGGACUCUAUGCCAAGAGGACUCUGUGGAAGCACAUGAAAAUCUGUCCAGCCCGGGGAGAAACCGAUGAUGAAUCCAGGACUGGGAAGCAGCGAGUUCGAUCCAAAUGUGCCCUUAAAACUGCUGUUGUUCAUGAGAUUAGUGAGGGCUUGAAGAGUGUGAUUUCCUGCAUGACCUAUGAUGAGGUCACUCGGACGAUCCAAAAUGACAAACUUCUACUGCAGUUUGGACAACACCUCUUUGAUCUAAACGGGUCAAGAAAGAACAGACAUGACUUAAUAAGACAAAGACUUCGAGAACUUGGGCGACUGUUAGUAGUUGCUCAGAAGAAAACUUCUAUUCGGAAAGCAGAGGAACUCAUCUACCCAUCCAACUUCAGCAGUGUGAUAUCUGCAGUGAAAGAGUUGGCUGGGUACAACCCAGAGAACAACACAUUUCUCACACCUUCCUUAGCCCUAAAAGUUGGCCACAGUCUGGGUGUACUUUGCGAGCUAGUAGAGACUGAUAAUUUGUCCACAGUCAACAGAGACAACACCCUGGUGGAAUAUGCUCGUGAAUUCAAGACCAUUAAAAGUUUCAGAUGGAAGGCACUGAUAACCAGAGGCGCAACAACCACUAUGAAAGAGCUGAAGUGGAAUGCACCUCCAAUUUUACCUUUCACUGAAGACGUCAAAUGUUUGGACUCUCACAUGGAGAAGGUUAAAGAUGUUGCUGAAAAAAUGAUGAAACUCUCUCCCUCUGCAAACAGCUAUGCAACACUUGCCAAAGUGACGUUGGCACAGGUGAUCAUUUUCAACAGAAGAAGAGAAGGAGAGGUGUCCAGGAUGGAGUUUGCCACUUUCAUGGCGAGGAAAAAGUCAGAACUCAACAAGGACAUGGAGGCCUGUCUCACCCCUCUUGAGAAGAAGAUGUGUGAUUUCUUCACCAGAGUCGAAAUCCGGGGAAAACGAGGAAGAGCAGUCCCUGUGCUGCUAAAGCCAUCAAUGCUCUCAGCCAUGGAGCUCCUAGCUCAAACUCGUGAGUUGUGUGGAGUCCUCAAAGAGAACUUUUACAUGUUUGCUAGACCAGGUGCUUUGUCUGCUUACAGAGGGGGAGAAUGCAUCCAAAAGUUUGCAAGGGAGAGUGGUGCUAAAAAUCCAGAGGUCUUAACAUCAACAAGGCUGCGAAAGCACAUCGCUACAAUGUCACAGGUACUCAAUCUUCAAGAAAAUGAAUCAGACCAACUUGCAGACUUUCUGGGUCACGACAUUCGUGUGCACAGGCAGUAUUACCGCCUGCCACAGGGAACACUACAGCUCGCCAAAAUGAGCAAAGUGCUUUUGGCGGUGGAGAAGGGGACCCUCUCAAAGUAUAAAGGUCAAGCCCUUGACGACAUUGAGAUUGACCCUGAAGAAAGAGUUGAGUGUUCACAAGAACCAGACGUAUCAAGUGAUGAGGAUGAGCCUGCCACCGCCAACUCAGCCACGGACACCACAGCUGAAGACGAUCAUGAGGCAGAGGUGACAUCUGCCCUUCUCCCCACUUCUUCUGAUGCCACUCUCAAUCAAGAUAGAGAUAACUCUAAACGUAAGUGGGAUGACAGUGAGGUGCGUGCUGUUGAAAGACACAUGAUGCGCUUCAUACACGCUUGCAAGGUACCGCAGAAGAUUGACUGUCUUCGGUGUAUCAAUGCAGAGCCCUAUGCACUGAGAGACCGCAACUGGACUGGUGUAAAAAAUUACGUCAGAAAUCGAAUCACUGCCUUGAAGAGAAAGGCUUGUGCUAAACAAUAAGAACAUUUUAUGUUGCUUUUCAGAUCAUUGUUAAGUUCAUAUUUCUCUUUUGGAAGUAAUAGACUCAGCUUGUUACUGAGCUAAUGGACAAAAUCUUGAACUCUUCUGUUGUUAAAGUGUACCCUGGUAAAGUAUACUUGUUUGAUGUAUACUGUAAGUUGAAGCAUACCUGUUAUUUGAACCUGUUUCGGUUUACAGAAUAGUAGCACUUUGAGACUGGCCCUUCCUGUUACUUAAAUGGCCAAUUAUGUAGCCAUUAGUAUGUUUCUAAUGGCAUUAAUAUGUUGUAUGCCACAGAAAUUGUUGCUCUGAGCUUCGUAGUCAACUAACGACUGUACUGUCAGUCUGUCACUGUCAGCCAAGUUCUUGACUCCUAUGGAAAAUCUGUAAUUUUAGAAGACUUUCCAUUUCCUCUGUUGGGCUCUGGUACAUGAUGUUCAUGCAUUGUGUUAGUAAAACACAUUUUGACAGCAUA
Molecule: messenger RNA, 3830 nt
Organism: Centropristis striata (black sea bass)
Lineage: Eukaryota; Metazoa; Chordata; Actinopteri; Perciformes; Serranidae
Exons: 7
Coding region: 554-3355 (933 amino acids)
Source: RefSeq, a predicted model, not a curated record